Messenger RNA from Suncus etruscus (white-toothed pygmy shrew), 1591 nucleotides. It is a transcript of the gene AMIGO3, whose product is annotated as adhesion molecule with Ig like domain 3. Lineage: Eukaryota; Metazoa; Chordata; Mammalia; Eulipotyphla; Soricidae. The coding region runs from base 47 to 1579 and encodes 510 amino acids. Gene Ontology annotation, biological process: brain development. The record is from RefSeq and is a predicted model, not a curated record. Gene Ontology annotation, molecular function: protein binding. The transcript has a single exon.
CCGAGCCUGCCCAGGCAGCAGCGGGUGAGUCCCGGAGCGGAGUCCCAUGGCCCGGCCGGCGCUCCUCGGCGCCCUGCUGUGCGUCCUGCGCCUGGGGUCCGGCCAUCCGGACCCCGAGGACUCCGUGCCCCCGGCGCCUCGCGGCUGCCCCGAGAAGUGCAUCUGCUCCGCCGACCUGCUGAGCUGCGCGGGCCUGGGGCUGCGGGCCGUGCCCACCCGGCUCCCCGCCACGGCCGCGGACGUCGACCUGAGCCACAACGAGCUGCAGCGCCUGCACCCCGGCUGGCUGGGCCCCCUCCCGCGCCUGCAGGCCCUGCGCCUGGCCCACAACAAGCUGGACGUGCUGGGCCGCGGGGUCUUCGCCAACGCCAGCGGCCUGCGGCGCCUCGACCUGUCGUCCAACGGCCUGCGCUCCCUGGGCCGCCACGACCUGGAGGGGCUGGCGAGGCUGCGGGAGCUGCUGCUCUUCAACAACAGCCUGGCCCGCCUGCACGAGCGCGCCUUCCUCGGCCUGGACCUGCUGGGCAGCCUCUACCUGGGCCACAACGACCUGACGGCCUUCUCCUUCCUCCACCUGCACGGCCUGGGCACCCGGCACCUGCGGACGCUGGACCUGUCCUUCAACCGCCUGAAGCACCUGCCCGUGCCCGACCUGGCCGCGCUGCCGGCCUUCCUCAAGGACGGCCUGUACCUGCACGGCAACCCCCUGCCCUGCGAAUGCCCCCUCUACCACCUGCUGCGGGGCUGGCAGCAGCGGGGCCUGGGCGCCGUCAGCAGCUUCGCCCGUGAGUACGUCUGCCUGGCCUUCGGGGUCCCCUCGUCCGGCGUGCGCUUCUUCGAGCACGGCCGCAUCUUCGAGAACUGCUCGGCCGGCCCGUCCCCGGGCCUGGAGCAGCCGGAGGAGCACCUGCAGGUCCAGGUGGGGCAGCCUCUGCAGCUGCACUGCAACGCCAGCGCCCCCGCCGUGGGCAUCGCCUGGGUCUCCCCUCAGCAAGAGCUGCUGGUGCCGCCCGGAAACGUCAACCGCAGCAUCGUGGUGCUGGCCAACGGCAGCCUGACCAUCAAGCACGCCCAGCCCUGGCACGAGGGCAUCUUCGUGUGCCUGGCCACCGGGCCCCACCUGCCCCACAACCAGACCCACGAGUACAACGUGAGCGUCCAUUUCCCGCACCCCGAGCCCGAGACCUUCAAAACCAGCUUCACCACCCUGCUGGGCUGUGUGGUGGGCCUGGUGCUGGUGCUGCUCUACCUCUUUGCGCCGCCCUGCCCGGGCUGCCGCCGCUGCUACCAGCGUGCCGGCGGCUGCUGCUGCCGCUGCUGGCCCAGAACGCCCAGCCUGCUCCAGGAGCUGAGCGUUCAGUCGUCGGUACUGAGCACCACCCCUCCCGACACGCUCAGCAGGAAGGCUAGUGUCCACAAGCAUGUGGUCUUCCUGGAGCCGGGCCGAAGGGGCCUCAAUGGCCGGGUACAGCUGGCGGUGGCCGAAGACUUUGAUCUCUACAAUCCUGCGGGCCUGAGACUCAAGGCGGGCUUGGAGUCAGCCAGCUCCACGGGGUCGGAGACCGUGGUGAUGACCUAGGCUGUCUGGGCC